AUGGAAGUAUGGCCGAAGAAAAUGUGAGAAUUGAAGAAAGUUUAAAAGUGAAAAUAGGUGAAGCCAAAAAUCUACCAAGCAACAGUUUAUCAGGAACAGGGAAAAGUACAUUCUGUGUAAUAAGAUUAGAUCACGAAGAAAUAUACAGAACAUCUACAGUUGAAAAGUCUCUCAAUCCAUUUUAUGGUGAAGAGUUUACAGGAGAAAUUCCAAAGAAGUUUAGAUACUUAUCUGUUCAAUUGUAUGAAGCCAGUCAAAAUAAAAGUAAGGUUAUUGGAAAAACAACUUUAAGAAGACAGGAACUGUACAAGUAUCAUGGGAAAGAGCACUGGUUCCCUUUAGUACCAGUUGAUGCUAAUAAUGAAGUUCAGGGUAAAGUCCACUUGGAGAUCAAGUUUGAUGAAUACUUAAAUGGUGAAUCAGAAAAUUAUACCUCACAGGGUUUGUCCGUCAGGGUACUAGAAUGUAGUGACUUACCAGUAACAAAUGGAGGGUGUAAUCCCUAUGCUAUGGUGACCUUGACCUACAGUAAGUCUAGGAACAAAGCUGAUAUCAGAAGGACGACAGUCAAGAAGAAGACAACUUGUCCACAGUUUAAUGAAUGUUUUCAGUUUGUAUUGGGAAGUAAAGGCCAGAACUCGGACAGACAGACAUAUUAUAUAGAAGAUGAAUUUAACAUUGAUCUUGGAGUCUCAAUAUGGCAUGAUGAUUCUAGAAUGUCGAGAGAAGUAUUUGGAAAAAUAUUUCCAGGAUCAUUUCUUGGUGAAGUUAAAAUGCCUCUAAAAGAUCUAACCUCUGGUACAGUGCACAAUGCAUGGUACUGUUUGCGGAGACGUGAGAGUUGGAAGCCACAUCAAUAUGAUCUUGGUUCCUUAAGAUUAAAAAUCUCCUAUACCUCAGAUCAUGUUUUCCCACCGGAAUACUAUGAUGAAUUACGGGAGCUGCUCCUACAGUCUCCUGAUAUCGAGCCAAUUACCUCAAGUGCAGCUUACAUACUCAGUGAGGUUGUAGAUCAUCGACAGGAUGCAGCACAACCUCUCAUGAAAAUAUUUCUCCACCAUAAUAGAUUAGUCCCAUUUAUCAGAUCCCUGGCAAAGUAUGAAAUUGACAGAACAGCGGAUCCUCACACAUUGUUCCGUGGUAAUACUCUAGUUACAAAGUUGAUCGAUGAGUUGAUGAAACUGACUGGUUUACCUUACUUGCAGGAAACAAUUAAGGCUACAAUAGACCAGAUCUGUAUAGAACACAAAUCUUGUGAAAUUGAUCCAACCAGAUUAAAAGAAGGAGAGAUCCUUGAAGAAAAUAUGGACAGUUUGAAAAGUUAUGUGCAGAGUAUUUUUCAAGGAAUUAUUUCAUCAUCAUUAUUGUGUCCAACUAAUAUGUGUGAAGUAUUUUAUGCCCUGAAAGAUAUCGCCCACCACUACUUCAAAGAUUCCAGUGAAGUUAGAUAUCAGGCUGUCAGUGGAUUUGUUUUCCUCAGAUUCUUUGCUCCUGCCAUUUUAGGACCAAAACUUUUUGAUCUCAGAAAUGAUACUCAGGACAGUAUUGUUAAUCGGACAUUAACAUUAAUAUCCAAAGCAAUACAAGGAUUAGGAAAUCUAGUCAGUUCUAAAACGUUAUCCUAUGGGUUAAAGGAAGAUUAUAUGGUGCCAUUAUUUCAAUAUCUGUCUCAGCCAUCACACAUUGAAGCCGUCCGUAUGUAUUUAGACAUCAUAUCAUCUGCAGCAAGAGCAAGAACACAAAAUGUUUCCGGUGAAGCACCCAUUAUUCUCAAAGAAGGGACAUUAAUCAAAAGAGCUCAGGGGCGUAAAAGAAUACUUAAAGUGAAGAACUUUAAAAGAAGACAUUUCUGUUUGACAAAUCAAAAACUCUCCUAUUCAAAAAACAGGGGAGACAAUCCGUUAUAUGAAAUCCCUAUAGAAGAUAUUCUGGCUGUGGAAACACUGCAAGAAGAAUCUUUCAAAAUGAAAUAUAUGUUCCAAGUGAUUCAGCCUGAGAGAGCUUUGUAUAUCCAAGCAAAUAAUUGUGUUGAAGAGAAAGAAUGGUUGGCCAUUUUAACAAAAGUGUGCAACAGAAACAAGAAUCGACUUAAGACAUUCCAUCCAGCAGCUUAUAUCAAUGGACACUGGUUAUGUUGUAAGAAGAUAGAAUCCUCCUGUGAAGGUUGUACACCCGUGUCUGGUGGUCUACAUGCUACAGAUAUUCAGGUCUCUAUUGAUUCAGAUAGAGAAGUGGAGAAAAUACAUUCCCAGUUCUUAGCUAAUAGAGAAAAAUUAGAGGCCAUGCAAGCUGUCAUGGAACGGAGGGAUGCAUGUGCUGAUCAGGAAGUAUACACAGGGGAAGAUAACUACCAACAUCCUUACAUCGAAGACACAAAGACGUGUUUUGUUACACUGAAUGAAGUACUUAAAUGUGUCAUAAGUCUGGAACAGGAACACAUGCAAUACAGAAAAAAUAAACAACGGAAUACAGUCAUUGGUUCAAUAGAUGCACCGUUUGGUGAUGAAAGUGUUGUAUCCUACCAAGAAAAUUCCCGGUUAUGACGUAAUUCCCACCGUGAUGUUCUCAUGUUUUAUUUUGUAUGUGUUCAAAAGAUGUCAAAGAUCAAAUUGCCAUUUGAAAUUACCAGAAAUGGAUAUUUAUAGUUAUUAUAUAAGUUCAAAAUGAAGGGUAUACUCUGCAAUAUUUCUAUUAACUGCAACCUUGACAAAACAAGGCUACACUUUUUUUUAAGAUUGAAACAAAUAAUCUUGCUAUUUUAGCUUAUAAUUAAUCAAAUUUAAGAUUUUAUUACUCCAAAAAUAAAUGUCUUCUGAUGAUAUGAGUCUUGCAUCAAGGUUAAGCUAAGGCUUCAUUUAGAGUUUAUAUAUGGAAAAAUAAAAUUUAAUUCCACAUUCUUCUUGAAGAUUUUACAAAAAAAUCAGUUUUGAGAUGUACACUUCAAGUUUGCAUAGAAAACUACACCUCAGAGACUUACUGACUGUACAUGUGUAAUUAGUGUUACAUUUGUGCUAUGUAAUUUGUUAAGUGCUGGUAAUUCAUAAAUUUUGUGCCAUUUUUUAAUUAUUUUUUUGGUGGAUUUUCAAUCUUUACAAUUUUUAUAUCAAUAAACAAAGUACAAUUAAUAUUUAAAACUGGUGUGAAAACAAAUUUGGAAAGGGGAAUCCAUCUUUCAAUUUAUUUAUUUUGUUGUUCUGUGUCUCAUUCUAAGUUUUUCAUAGAAACAUUUGAAAAUUCAAACUUUUCUUAACUUAUUUCUAUGAAAUAAAUUCCUGAUAUUUUUUUAUUUCCAACUUGAACUUGGAUUUUGUACCUUCUCUUUUACUUAAUAGAGAUGCCUUUUUGCAUCUCUGGAAAGGGCUUCUUAAGUUGAAUAUACAUUAAAAUGUCAAUAUUUUUGUGGAGAUUUUCAAGAUUGUGUUCAUGCUUGUUUACUGAUGACAAACGUUUUUUUCUAGUUGAACUUAAACAUAAUGCAUAUGUAUUUUUAGUUCGCGAGAAGGCAUUAUAAUUCUGUUUGUAAUGAAUGCUAUUAAAAUAAAUGAUUUCCUUUCUGUGUUAGGGAAUACAUGUAUUAAUUUUAAAAAAAAGAAACUUAAUAUUUAAAAAUGGCAUUUACUGAAAUAUAACAUUUUGAGCUUUAAAUGGCAUAAAGAAAUGUUGAAAUAUCACAAAAAAAAUACUGCAUUUUUUAUUGGCAUUGUUAUUACUUGGAUUUAAAAUACAUGUAGCACUCAAACUUAAGUUUCAGAUCAGGGUUAGAACUAUCAAACCAAUGUGUAUUUAAUGUAAUGCACUGUCAAGUACUUUUUAAAUAAGGAUGAAUUAAAAAAAUUAAUAUAUUUUUGAGAUCAUUUUUAAUUAUUUAUUUGUAUCAAAAUUUGUAGUUUGCCAUUUUGAGGACUAUGAAGAAGAAUGUUGUUUUUUUAAGUUUAUAUUUCACUUUCCAAUAUUUUUGUUAAAAAAGAAAAAAAUAAUUAAAUUUUUUUAGGUUAUUAAGACCAUGAAAGAUAACUAUGUGUUUAUACAAAACUAUUUAUUUUUAUCCUUACACAAGCUCUACCCUUACCCAUAAUCUGACCCAAACCUUAAUAAUGCUAAGCCAAACAUUAUAAAUGAAACCCUUAGCCAAAAGUACAGAGUCUUUUAAGGUAAAUGCAAAUUAUAAAGUAGUGGUACUUCAAAUGCUUUGACUGUAAUUUGUUUUUACAAUUUUGACCGUACUAUCUUAAAAUAUUUAAAUGGCUUUAUUUUAAUUAUUGUUUUAUUCAUUGAAAAAUGUAUUUAUGACAUGUCUGUCACUUUACAUCUAUUAACAUUCAUGAGAAAACCCUUGGGUUUAUUACACAAGCUGUAUCCUAGUCUUGUUCAAUUUUCUUUUAGUUACCGUAAAACAAACCUUUAAGGGGAGGGUCCUAUUUUGAAAGAGCAACAUUCAUCAACUGUUAUCACUCUUAAAAUUAUGCUUUUGUAAAUUAACUUGACCUUUUGACACAUGUCUAAUUUUCUGAAAUGGCAGAAUGUAAUUUUUGUUAUAAGUAGUAGCAUUUCAAGCAUGAAAUGGAAGUUGUUAUGCAUAAUCAACUUAAUUUUGGUUUAUGAAGAUGUAUUUUCAUUAAAUGGCAUUUUUUUUCUUCAGAGAUUCCUUACAUGUAUAUGCUUUGUCAUAUAUUUUUGUAUCAUUACAAAUGACAUCCUUUUGUAUAUAUUUUAUUCUAACGACACAAAUUAUAUGUAUUUUUUAAAUUUGUUACUGUCAGUAUUCCUUUUCUUUGUUAUUGUUUAUUUGUAAAUAGAAAACUUUUAUUUUGUUAUUUUGUCAUCUGAUUUUAUCAUAAUAUGUGUAAACAUUAUAGUAGAGCCUGCUCUAUUUAAAAACAUAUUUGUGGAAGGCACUAACAUUUCUUGUAUGGGCCACAGUAUCAAAACUUCAUUCUCAGUAUAAAUACAGAACAAUGUCUAAACCUUACUGCUUCUACAGCAGUGUGCCUUUAUUGAGUCAACUUUUUUAAUGGCGCUGGGUGAUGAUUGUCGUUGCCCGACUUUAAAGAACGUCAUUUUCGAUGUUGUGUAAUGUAAAAGCAGUAAAACAUGUUUAAAGGGGGAUUACUCGAUCUUAUCUUUUUAAAAUAGGAUUUUAUAACGGAAUCGUAGCACAGUUUUUACCAAAAUUGGACAGAAGCUUCUUACAAUCAAAAGAUUGUAUCGAAAGGAAUAUUGUUCUUAUUUUUUUUCCUCAUUUUUGUUGAGCCUGCGAUUAACAGCAAAAGUAGGCGAGACACUGGGUUCCGCGGAACCCUUAUGAAUUUUUUUUCUUGGUAAUUUCAGUGAAAAUGUUAAUCAAAAUAAUUGAAACAAAAAGGAGGAUGUAUGAUAAGAGCCCUUUUAUUAUUUGUCCCUUAAAAUUAUUAAAUUGUUGAAGCCAGUCAAAAUGAUGUUGAUUUAUUGAGGAAUAAAUAGGAUGAAAAAUCUAGGCAUCUUAAUGCUGAAAUAUCAAUUGUGAUGUCACUAUGAUGUCAUAACAUGUCGAAAUUGACAAAUAUGACCAUAUAGUUUUGGGGUCAAAAAAAGAUACAAGCCACAGCCUUACCUAAAAAGAUAUUUUAUCUACAGUGAAUAUGUAAUUUUGUAGCAAAAUAAACUUUUGGGUUAAGUUCUUGGCUCAUAUCUAAAUAUCUCAAAGUGAGUGUUUUUUGGCAAGCAUACUUGUAUUGUAUUUAAACUUCAUUUUUAUUUCUAGCUGUUGACAGUUUGCUUUUAAGACAUUUUUAUAGAUAUGUAAAGUCUUUUUUGGUUGAAUUAACUUUGGACAAGUUCAUUAUUCAAUGGUAGAUAUGUUGUUUUUUUUUCCCUCAGAAAACAUUACUUUGACUGUUUUGUUUAUUGACUUGCUUAUGUUUUACAUUUCACAUGAAGAGAAUUUGCAACAGGUAGUUGCACUUCAAGUCGGACUGAUUUAAUUUAUGAUAUAAUGCAAUAUAAGGGAUAAAAUUAUUCUUUAUUAUUAAAGGUAUUUCAUGUGCACCUGGCUUAAUUAUUUUUAUUAGAUUGUUUUUACUCCUUUCAAGUUGGUGCAACAAUUGUUUUCACCAUAUUUUCUUGAAUUGUUUUAGUAUUUGUUAUAUGUCUGUUGAAAGAUAUUGUACAAAAUUUGAUUAAUAAAAACU
Mytilus californianus (California mussel) is the source of this 6167-nucleotide messenger RNA. RefSeq names its product ras GTPase-activating protein 3-like. Lineage: Eukaryota; Metazoa; Mollusca; Bivalvia; Mytilida; Mytilidae. The record is from RefSeq and is a predicted model, not a curated record. The coding region runs from base 9 to 2543 and encodes 844 amino acids. The transcript has 24 exons. Gene Ontology annotation, biological process: regulation of GTPase activity; intracellular signal transduction.